ACACAGGAGUUUCCUUGUUAGAAAAAGCUAAGAGUGCACAGUCAUAGCACUGUGGGGGAAUCUGAAUUUGACACAGAAUUUAAGAUAUUUAUAUAUUUUAGGGUAAUUUACAAUACGUGAGGAUUCAAAAUGUAUUUUGUCGUAGUUUUGCUCUUGUUUGGGACACUUUCAACGGUGAACAGUGAGACAUUGUCGCUGAGCUACAUCUACACGGCCCUCUCAAAACCAGUUGAAUUGCCUGGUAUCCAUGAGUUCACUGCCAUGGGCCUGAUGAAUGACAGACAGAUCGAUUACUAUGACAGUGUGGAUAAAAAGAAGAUUCCCAAACAGGACUGGAUGAGGGAGAAGCUGCCAGCAGACUACUGGGAAAAAGGCACUCAGUCACGCAAGAGCAAGGAGCAGUGGUUCAAAGUCAACGUCGACAUCCUGAUGAACCGCAUGAGGCACAACAACACUGGUGUCCAUAUCCUUCAGUGGAGGCAUGGCUGUGAGAUUGACAAACAGCCAGACGGCACAUUGAAAUUUAUAAAGGGCACUGACCAAUACAGCUACGAUGGUGAUGACUUCCUGGCCUUUGACGAUGCCACUAUGCAGUGGGUGGCCCCAGUUGAUCAAGCUCUGCCGACUAAGAGGAAGUGGGACGGGGUGCAGAUCCUCAACCAGUACACCAAGGGCUACCUGGAGAAGGAGUGUGUGGACUGGCUGUCCAAAUUCAUGGCAUAUGAGGACAAAGAGGCUAAUAAGCACUCACCUCCAAAGGUCUAUGCAUUUGCUAAAAAAGUCAAAAUUGCAGGACAUAUUCGACUGACCUGCAUGGCCACAGGUUUCUAUCCCAAAGAUGUACUAAUGCAUAUUAAGAAGAAUGGCGUCCAAUUGACCAAACAAGAUGGAGUGCAGUCUGACGGAGUCUUACCCAAUGAUGAAGAGAGCUACCAGAUCAGGAUGAGUGUGCAGAUUCCAGAGGCAGACAAGGAAACUUAUGAAUGCUUUGUCAACCAUAGAACGUUGAAGGAGCCAAUUGUGGUCAAAUGGGAUGGAAAAUGCUGUGAUUGUAGCCAAGGCACAGUUGCUGUCAUUGUUGCUGUUGUUGUUGCGGUGAUCUUCCUGUUAGCCGUGGUUACCUUACUUUUGGUUCUUUGGAGGACAGGCACAAUAUGUGCUGGUCAAACAGGAGCUCUAAUGCCUACUGGGAAUCAGGCACCUCUGAAUGUGACAAAAGAUUGCGCUAGCAGCACUUCCUCUGACUCUGGUCAAGGCAGCAAUGAAUGUCUAGAGAGGGAGACAAUGCUGACAAAUGGAGUGACAACAGAGGACGCUAACAGCACUUCCUCUGACUCAGGUCAAGGCAGCAAUGAACGUCUAGAGAGUGAGGUAAUGCUGACAAAUGAAGCCAUUGGGGAGUGACUGACAACGCAAUCAAAUCCAGCAAAGAACGUGUGAUUUUGUUUUGUAAUAAUCAGCAAAUAUUGUCGAUCUAGAUGUUUUCAUUCCCAUGCAUUGAUCAUUUUGAUCAGGUUGGCUUGGAUAUGAAAUACUUAUUUAUUGACUUUUUGAUAUUUUGAAUAUCAUAGUGGAAUUCUUUGUUUGAUUAAAAUGUACCAAAUUAUUUUUCAACAAACGGAUUGACCAUUUUAAUUGAUUGGUAUUGGAACCAUUAGUCUAUUUGUAUUGCACAGUAUAUUAAAAUUAUUGAUCAUUUUAAACUAGAAACCAAUCUUUGCACGCACAGAAACACUUACACACACACUGAACUGCUUUUUAAAUAGGUUUUGUUUUUUAUGGAAAGUAUAAUAAAUUAAUAAAGGACUGCUUUGAUGAACCAA
Messenger RNA from Oncorhynchus gorbuscha (pink salmon), 1823 nucleotides. RefSeq names its product major histocompatibility complex class I-related gene protein-like. Bases 130 to 1404 code for a protein of 424 amino acids. NCBI's taxonomy places the organism in Eukaryota, Metazoa, Chordata, Actinopteri, Salmoniformes, Salmonidae. The record is from RefSeq and is a predicted model, not a curated record. The transcript is spliced from 11 exons. Gene Ontology annotation, biological process: immune response. Gene Ontology annotation, cellular component: external side of plasma membrane.